AUGAACCAAACUCAAUCAUAUAUGGAUGUGCAUACAUCGCACUUUUCAUCUCCCCAGCCGUACGGCACGCACGGUGCGACCGCCGGCGGAAUGGUGCCCUACUCGCAUUAUCAGCAGCCGCCACCCCUUCUUCCGCCUGGCUCUACCGCCUAUCCCUCGACCCCGGGCUCAUACUCUUACCAGUACUCCAAUGGCGUUGCUUCGACCACACAACCUGCCUCUAAUUCAAUUAGCAGCCAGGUCCCAACCCAGAUUUUGCCAUUACCAGCCAUGACUAGCCAUACCGUAACGCCUCAUGGAUACGUCGGUGGAGCAAACCCAUCUCAACCGCCCGCUGUCCAUGAUGUAUCUGGCCAAACCUGCCCUCCUGGGGCAAAGCCGCGAGUAACGGCAACUCUGUGGGAAGACGAGGGCAGUCUUUGCUACCAAGUUGAAGCCAAGGGCGUUUGUGUGGCACGGCGUGAAGACAACCACAUGAUUAAUGGUACCAAGCUGCUGAAUGUAGCUGGUAUGACUAGGGGCCGUCGAGACGGCAUUUUGAAAAGCGAAAAGGUCCGCCAUGUUGUGAAGAUUGGUCCUAUGCAUUUGAAGGGUGUAUGGAUCCCGUACGAGAGAGCCCUCGAUUUCGCAAACAAGGAGAAAAUUACCGACUUGCUCUAUCCGUUAUUUGUCCACAAUAUUGGCGGCCUCCUCUACCACCCGACGAAUUCUAACCGCACUAACAUGGUUGUUCAAGACUCACAACAGCGCAGGCUGGAAGGUGGCCAGAGCGCAAGGAGCUCCCAAGGUCCGCAGGCCCCUACUUUGCACCAUCAUCACUCUAUGAGCGGCUCUGUUCCUUCGCAUAUGUCACAAGCUCCGGCACCUUCUAUUCCUCAGCAUAACAGCAGUGGGCGUCCUGGGCUUGACCGGGCCCAUACUUUUCCUACGCCUCCAGCCAGUGCAUCAAGCCUGAUUGGCAUCCCUUCUCAGGGCAGCACCUAUGACUGGAACAACCAGAAUAUGAAUUCAACUGUCCAGCCAUCCCAGUCUUUGCCGAUUGACACAAGUUUGAACAACACACGGUCAAUGCCCACGACACCAGCAACCACACCGCCGGGAAAUAACCUGCAAGGCAUGCCACCGUACCAGAGCCAACCAGCCUAUGACAGCUCCAAGCCUUACUACUCAUCCGCCCCUUCAACGCAGGGCCAAUACGCUUCCCAGCCAUUGGCUCCCCAGUCGAUUACCGGCUACGGCCAACCACUCAUGAAGGAUAUGGGCCCUUCAGGUGCGAGACCGCCUCUAGGUCCAGUCGAGCCAGACCAUACCGAUGUCAAGGUUGAUCGAUACAGUCAACCCAAUGGACAAUUAGCAGGCGCAAAUGGGGCUGGCGAAGAAGAACCCGCGCCGGAACAGGAGUCCGAAUUCGUCCCAGACAGUGGUGCGGGAUCGUAUGCAAACCGCAACUCUUACACAUACACCGCCAAUCCAUCGGUGGCGUCGCUUGCUGGAGACCAUUCUCAGAUGGGGGGUUCUCCUUCACAUCAGAAUGGGGCUGACCGGAUGACGCCACGCACUGCCAGCACCAACCCGCCACCGCAAUGGACGCAAGGCUACAACACCCCUCCCAGGGCUUUGCCGGCAGGCAGCAUUUCCAACAUUGUUAGUGACACCAGGGGUGCACCCGCUGCUCCUAAUGGUGAUACAUAUGCUCCCAGCACUGCUUACGCCUCGAACUACUCGGGAUAUUCAUCAGUCAAUGGUUCGAUUGGCUCGACAAAAAGACUGCGGGAGGAUGAUGAUGACCGUCAAGCGCGGCCUGAUGGGCGUGAAGGCGAUUACGAUACAAAGCGUCGGAAAACAUUAACUGAGACUCCAAUUGGAGCGCCCGUUGGGGGUACCUUUAUGCCAAUGCAGCAACCUGUGCCGGCCGGAGGAGUUAUGCGACGCCGAUGA
Messenger RNA from Talaromyces atroroseus, 1938 nucleotides. Its product is annotated as Cell pattern formation-associated protein stuA. Gene Ontology annotation, cellular component: nucleus. The coding region runs from base 1 to 1938 and encodes 645 amino acids. Gene Ontology annotation, biological process: positive regulation of transcription by RNA polymerase II. NCBI's taxonomy places the organism in Eukaryota, Fungi, Ascomycota, Eurotiomycetes, Eurotiales, Trichocomaceae. The transcript has 4 exons. The record is from RefSeq and is a predicted model, not a curated record. Gene Ontology annotation, molecular function: sequence-specific DNA binding; DNA-binding transcription factor activity.